Leishmania mexicana MHOM/GT/2001/U1103 is the source of this 846-nucleotide messenger RNA. Its product is annotated as eukaryotic translation initiation factor-like protein. Gene Ontology annotation, molecular function: translation initiation factor activity; RNA 7-methylguanosine cap binding. The transcript has a single exon. Gene Ontology annotation, biological process: translational initiation. The record is from RefSeq and is a predicted model, not a curated record. Gene Ontology annotation, cellular component: eukaryotic translation initiation factor 4F complex. Lineage: Eukaryota; Euglenozoa; Kinetoplastea; Trypanosomatida; Trypanosomatidae. Bases 1 to 846 code for a protein of 281 amino acids.
AUGGAUCCGAGUAGGUGUGCCCCGGCGAGCGCUGUGACAGAUGAGCAGCCGCUUACUCUGCUGUGGGGGACGUGGGAGAUGUGGUGCGACAUGCCGCAGCGACAGCAAGGCCACGGCACAGAAAAUACCAACUGGCUGGAGCAGGUGAAGAGCAUUGGCUUGUUCGACAGUGCUGAGGGCUUCUGGGGAAUUUUCAACUGCACCAUCCUGCCAUCACAGCUCCCACCGAACGGCUCCUAUUACCUUUUUCGAAAACACAUUGCCCCAAUGUGGGAGCACGAGGCAAACCGCAGAGGCGGGAAGUGGGUGAUUCCCUUUACCGGCAAGGCGUCGCGGGGUGAGGGUGAUUUGCAGCCGGUCGAUGUGGCUUGGCAGGCGCUGUGCCUCUCCGCGAUUGGGGAGCUCUUUCCCGACGACGAGGAGGAGAUCUGCGGCGUCACUGUGAGUCGUGGGCGGCAGCGCACCUUUCCCUCUGGCCAUGCGACGUCUGUGCUAGGUGAGUGGAAGCUUUGCCUGUGGACCCGCGGUGCCGACAACAGGGAAUCGCAAAUGCGCAUUGCAGAGUACAUUUGCAAGCAGCUACACUUGCUGCCCUUGUCGAAGGAGGGGAGUAGGGAUGGACAAAGCGGCGAAACUGACAAAUUGGUGAUGAUGCCGCUGUACCCAGACCCUUCCCCAGCCGCCAAGACACGGGAGGCAUCUGGGAUUUCGUCUGGAAUGACCUAUGUAGCGCACCGGGACUUGAUGGAGGCAAAGCAGGAGUUCGUGAAGGGCGGAAGCAGGGUUGUUCAAGCGUUCAGACCCAAGUACACUCUUGCAAUCGAUGUGAGGGGUGAGGUUGUGUGA